AUGAUGUCACUGGAGGUGGUUGAUGGUGGGGGCGGGGGGCAGGGCCACCGUGUAUAUAUCAUCAACGCAGAAGGCCGGCUGGUUGCUUCAGGCGAGCAAGGGCAAGUGGAAGACGUCGUGGUGGUGUCGAGCCUUGAAAAACUGUCCCCCUCCUCACGUCUCCCAAGAUGAUGCGUCCGGCGGUCGUGGCCGCGCUGCUGACUGCCGUGGCCGGCAGCAUCAUGUGCCCCGACGGACAGCAGUGCCCCGACGGCAACACGUGCUGCUUGUCCGCCGAGCAGGGAUACGGCUGCUGCCCCCUGCCCGCGGCCGUGUGCUGCUCGGACGGGCUGCACUGCUGCCCUUCGGGGACCGUUUGCGAUUUGGCCCACGGGAUGUGCCAGAAGGGGAAAAUAUCCGUGCCCUGGCUGGAGAAGACGCCGACGUUUACGCCACGAAAUAAGCAGUGUCCGGACGGGACGUCGUGUGGGGACGACGCCACCUGCUGCCCGUUGGCCUCGGGACAAUACGGCUGCUGCUCCCUGGAGGACGCUGUCUGCUGCAGCGACUACCUGCACUGCUGCCCAAAAAACACGAUGUGUGACUUGAAGCUUGGAAAGUGCGUUCACGGCAAGUUGUCCAUUCCGUGGGUGAGCAAGUACCCUUCCAAGCAGGCGGCUUCUGACGUGCAGUGCGAUGCCUUCACCAGCUGCUCCGAUCAGAACACCUGUUGCAUACUCCCGUCAGGCCAAUGGGGCUGCUGCCCUCUUCCAAAGGCCGUGUGCUGCGACGAUAAGGAGCACUGCUGCCCAGAAGGCACGAUAUGCAACGUGACGUCGCAGACGUGCAACCAUGCCGCCCUCAGCCUGCCCUGGAGCACCAAGACGCCGGCCCUCAGAAUGACGGGAGAGCCCAACGAUGUGCAGUGCGACGAUCUGGUCGGCUGUCCCGACGGGAACACCUGCUGCAAGACGCCGGGGGGAGACUGGGCCUGCUGCCCUCUUGUGAAGGCCGUGUGCUGCGACGACCACGAGCACUGCUGCCCGCAAGGCACCACGUGUAACCUGCCGGCGCAGACGUGCGAUCAAGGCACCCUCAGCCUCCCCUGGAGCACCAAGACGCCGGCCCUCAGAGUGGCGGGAGAGCCCAACGUCGUGAUUUGUGACGAUCAGUCCAGCUGUCCGGACGGGAACACGUGCUGCAAGACGCCGGGGGGAGACUGGGCCUGCUGCCCUCUUGUGAAGGCCGUGUGCUGCGACGACCACGAGCACUGCUGCCCGCAAGGCACCACGUGUAACCUGCCGGCGCAGACGUGCGAUCAAGGCACCCUCAGCCUCCCCUGGAGCACCAAGACGCCGGCCCUCAGAGUGGCGGGAGAGCCCAACGUCGUGAUUUGUGACGAUCAGUCCAGCUGUCCCGACGGGAACACGUGCUGCAAGAUGCCCAGCGGAGAUUGGGGCUGCUGCCCUCUGCCAAAGGCCGUGUGCUGCGACGACCACCAGCACUGCUGCCCGGAAGGCACCACGUGUAACCUGCCAGUUGAACGCUGCGACAAAGGCACCCUCAGCCUGCCCUGGAGCACCAAGACUCCGGCCCUCAGAGUGGCGGGAGAGCCGAACGUCGUGAUUUGUGACGAUCAGUUCAGCUGUCCCGACGGGAACACGUGCUGCAAGUUGCCGAGCGGAGACUGGGGCUGCUGCCCUCUUGUGAAGGCCGUGUGCUGCGACGACCACGAGCACUGCUGCCCGCAAGGCACCACGUGUAACCUGCCGGCGCAGACGUGCGAUCAAGGCACCCUCAGCCUGCCCUGGAGCACCAAGACGCCGGCCCUCAGAGUGGCGGGAGAGCCCAACGUCGUGAUUUGUGACGAUCAGUUCAGCUGUCCUGACGGGGACACGUGCUGCAAGAUGCCCAGCGGAGAUUGGGGCUGCUGCCCUCUCGUGAAGGCCGUGUGCUGCGACGACCACGAGCACUGCUGCCCGCAAGGCACCACGUGUAACCUGCCGGCGCAGACGUGCGACAAAGGUGCCCUCAGCCUGCCCUGGAGCACCAAGACGCCGGCCCUCAGAGUGGCGGGAGAGCCCAACGAUGUGAAGUGCGACGAUCAGGUCAGCUGUCCUGACCAAACCACGUGCUGCAAGACGGGAACCGGAGACUGGGGCUGCUGCCCUCUCGUGAAGGCCGUCUGCUGCGACGACCACGAGCACUGCUGCCCCGAAGGCACGACGUGCAAUGUGCCGGCGGGCUCGUGCGACCAGGGGCAGCUCUCCCUGCCCUGGAGCUCCAAGACUCCGGCCAGGACGCGUCUCACCGCGCUGCUGCCCGCGUCUGCCGCGGCGCGCGGGGGCAGCGUGCGGUGCGACUCGGCCUACGCCUGCCCCGACGGCACCACCUGCUGCCAGCUCCCGCAGGGGCAGUGGGGCUGCUGCCCCUUACCGCUGGCCACCUGCUGCAGCGACUUUGUGCACUGCUGCCCGAGCGGUUACACGUGUGACCUGGCACAGGCGAGCUGCAUCAAGAAGCCCCAUUUCCUCACCUGGGCCCCCAAAGCCCCUGCCAAGGCCAGGCCCGCUCAGGUCUUUGACCUGCUGUAAUGCCCACCGAAUCGGGCGAGCGUGCGUAGUCUGUUCGCACGGAGAGCGUUGUCUGUUGUGUGCUUGGCAGAUGCAUUCCGACCACGGGAGGCAAUCUCGUGUCUGGCAAAAGAAGUGUGCGUUGCUGUCGGAGUGUGGCUCCUGAAUUGUCUUUGUGUUCGCUAGCUUGAUUUGAUGGUGAAGGGUUGUUUGUGUGUGGAGCGUUUUGUGAGCGGGUGUGUGAUGUCCGUACCGCUAACACCUUGUACAAUCAAAAACCUAUUUGGCUGUACAGAAAAAUCACGAUGAUUAUUUGAGAAAAAAAAAUGUGUGUGAGGUUUUAUAGCACAAAUGUGUUAUUUUAAUGUUUACAAUUUUUAAAAAGCCUGCUAAUUGGUUUUUUUUUUAAAUAGCAUGAGCAACCCGUGCACGUCCUUACGGCGUGACCAUCUCUCCCAGCCAGCCAGCAAAACUUUUUAUCUUCCAUAGAGCCCUGUCUCUCUCCACCUGUCUCUUGUUGUCUGUGCCGUACAUCCCAACGUAUAUCCCGAUUCCUCUAUCCCUGUCCCCUCCUUUACCUCUCCCUUCCUGUCUGUUCUUCUCUUCCAUCCACUGUCCCACCCACUUCCACCCCCCCAUCUCUCCCUAUUUCUCUCACCUCUCACUCUCCUUAUUCCCACCUCUCCCCUUCUCAUCUCAAUCUCUCUCUUGCCUCUCCCUAAUCCUCCCUCCCACUGCUUGUCCCAUUCCCUCACUCUUUGUUUUUAGCUCUCUGUCCAUUUCACGCCCGCUCACUCUUCCCCCCCCUCGUCCUUCUACUCGCUCUACACCUCUCCGUCUCUUCCUCCCUCCGCUAUCUCCCUCCCCACUUCUCUGUUUCUCUCCUCUAUCACAUUUGCGCUGGACGCACGGCCGGGGUGGAGGGUGGCGGGGAGGCUUGAAGUCAGCGCGGCGCACGAACCGGCUCAAAGCCGCGGGGAUGCGGGUGACGUCAUCGCGCAGAUGUGCGCAGUGACGUCGCCACCACGCGUGGCACUUGCGCCAGGAUGCCAGCCAGCAAAACUUUUUCUAAUCUAGUAUGAUUGUGAACAUAAGUAUGGCGUACAAUGGUUGUCUACACGUUCUGCUGAUGAACAACAUUGCGCUAAUAUUCUUAAUCAAAUAAUUAACAUGCUUUGAUAAUAAACAUCUGUGCUAUGCCACAUCCUGGAAGUAGACUGCAUUUAAAAAUAGGACUAGGCCCUGGAAGGCAAAAACAUCAUCAAAACAUUGCAGCAUUGGUAAUGUAAAAAAAAUACAAACUUUAUUGAACGUUAAUUUCUGCAGGUAAGUUAUGCUUGUGUAAGCGCAAUGGCUGCGACCUAUGAGCCGCGACGAGAUUGAAGAGUUGUUGUUUGGAGGAAUUCCGUGAUUCUGAAGAGGUUCCCUACACUGGAGGAUUUAGACGAAUAAACAUUUGUUGCACACAGAA
Molecule: messenger RNA, 4023 nt
Organism: Petromyzon marinus (sea lamprey)
Lineage: Eukaryota; Metazoa; Chordata; Hyperoartia; Petromyzontiformes; Petromyzontidae
Gene: GRN
Product: granulin precursor
Cellular component (GO): extracellular region
Source: RefSeq, a predicted model, not a curated record